AUGGAGCAGCUCCUGCGCACGUUCAAGACGUCAAUCACUGCAAGCCAGGCGAUGAAGUUAAUCAUGGCGAAGAAGGACGCACGACGCACCUGGGCCGAGCACUUCCUGUAUAUGGUCGCCGUCAGCGAGGCGCGUGGUGGUGCCGACUCGCCUGUUCUUGAUAACAUCGUCCAACACGCUACGCCGGAGCUGAUGAACGAGAUGCGCUCCAAGUAUGAACCCACGCGACUCGACUACCUGCGCCAUGCCGAGGAGCUGGCGCACUUCGCGCAGUCCAUUGAGCACGGCAGCAGCGCGGUGGGUCGUGAGGUCGUCGCCGCGCACGUGGAAGGCAAACCCAAGAGCGCGAUCACGUAA
Messenger RNA from Peronospora matthiolae, 357 nucleotides. The record is from the annotation of a GenBank genome assembly. Lineage: Eukaryota; Oomycota; Peronosporomycetes; Peronosporales; Peronosporaceae.